Molecule: messenger RNA, 9257 nt
Organism: Gorilla gorilla gorilla (western lowland gorilla)
Lineage: Eukaryota; Metazoa; Chordata; Mammalia; Primates; Hominidae
Gene: TBX20
Product: T-box transcription factor 20
Exons: 8
Coding region: 2980-4338 (452 amino acids)
Biological process (GO): cell fate specification; regulation of transcription by RNA polymerase II; positive regulation of DNA-templated transcription
Cellular component (GO): chromatin; nucleus
Molecular function (GO): RNA polymerase II cis-regulatory region sequence-specific DNA binding; DNA-binding transcription factor activity, RNA polymerase II-specific
Source: RefSeq, a predicted model, not a curated record
GCUACCCGGCUGUCCGCCGAGGACUGGGGAUGCUGCGCAUCCGUGUGUGCCCCUGGCUGCAGGCGGCUCGCAGCAACGUCUGAUGCUCAAGCCAUGAGCCAUACAUCGCGGGUGGGAGAUCUUUUUCUUUUGGGUCCAAGUUUUCUUUGGAGGCUUCAGUCUGUUGAAUGCUGUGAAUGUGCAUCUUAUAUCUGGGCCCGUCGGUCUCCUAAGUUGUCUAGAAUCCAUAUAUCAGAUCAGACAUAUGGUGUGUGUGUAUGUUUGUUGGGUUAAAAACAUUCAUGGAAAAAGAAUAAUAAAACUCCUUUUAAGGCUCAACAGGAUUUACUGUGCAUGUAACACCUGCUUGUGCGUUUGAAACCAAGGAGACGCUAAAGGACUUCAUAAGAAACCAGUUUAAUUUUGGUUUUCCUCUGACUUGAAUAGACAAAACAGAGCAAGCUCUUUGAAACCACUGUAAAGCAGAAUAAACCAAUUCUCCCUACACGAACCAUUUUAUUCACUGAAGCUCUAGACUUAUCACCAAGACAUCAUUUUAUAACUGUCGUCAUUUUCAGUUGAGGGUGGCAAAAACACUAACCAGUAACCAUUUCUCAAAUUCCUCUACUUUUAGUUAUAUUGUUUGUUUAACAACCUUUACCAUUUAUAGAAGACACUAGGCUAGGAGUAAAGGGAGAAUAGGGAUUAUGUUCUUCUUAACACUAGUGAAUUACAUGGAAAAGAACCAGCCCAAGAUAAAUAUUUAAGAAUCUCUUUACAACUGAGAGAAAAAGAAGUGUUCUCAUCAUUGCCUCAUGGAUCCCCAGAAAAUAAUUGUUACACAGCCUGAUCAUCUGGUAUCACUACAGUGUGAAAAUGAGAUAGCAAACUUAAGUUAAUUUUUCUUUUUUAACCCUCCCCAAUUUCUCCUUUCUUCUCUCUGUCCUUCCCAACACUUAAGGUAUCACAUCCAAAAUAAUGAUAACAUGAAAAAAAGGAAGUGUUAGAGAUCAAAAAUAAGGUGUUUGGGCUUAAAGAUGAGAGAAGUAAAAUUCCUGUAGCUACUUGAAACCAAGGAAAAAGAGACUAGUAGAUCUGUAGAAAACAGAAUGUCAAAAAAAAAAAAAAAAUCUGUCCUCUAAGUUUUCACCCCCUUCCCCUGGUUCUUCCCACCCACCUCCCAUCUAAAUCUAAACCUGCCAAAGAAUGGAGACAAUCAAUCAAACAAAAUCCAAUUGUUUAGAAAAAUAUAACUAACAAUUUCAAAGUUAUAUUGUGCGACUUCUCAACAUUAUGCAUUGCUGUUUAGGGGCCCCUGAAUUCUUUGUAAACAUCUCAGCUUGUUACAUAGCAGGAAAAGAGUAUUCCCGACAGAAGUGUAGACAGCAAAUUGGGAAACAUGCCAGCCCCAGCUGCCCUGUCAUUUCAACAUUGCUUCCUUCUCUCUUUAUUUUUCUGAGAAAAGCCACCUUAUAUCGAAAUUUCUAAAUCUUGAACUUUAAAGCCAUGCCCAGCUCACAACUCCAACCCUACCCCCAUGCCCACACACACAUAUAGGCACUAAUAUAAAAUGCAUGUCCCUCUCCUGGCUUUUGAGAUGGGCUCUGAAAGAACUAGCAGGCGUUCUUGUCCCUUACACUGGCCAGUUCAACAGAGGUGACUGCAAGCCAAGGACUCUAUCAAGAGAAACACCUAAAAGUUCUGUUAAGAGAGAAUGUGGGACUUUUGUUGAAGCAAACUAUAGAGUGGGGAGGGGGAUUCCAGUGUGUCCCAGGAUUGCCCUUUUAAACAUACAAAGUCUAUUUAAAAGAACAGCUUCAGUCUGCUGAAGCAUUUCUAUUUCAUUUUCUUCCUCUCCUACUUCGCAUCCUGAUGCAUUGGUCAGUCUGGGGCUUAGGGAGUUUGCCUCUUUCAGUUGUCAGAAAAAAAAAUCAUUAACACUACUUCUUAAUUCCCUCCGAAGACAUUAUGUGAAUGUGUUUCUGAAAAUAUUAGUAGAAAAUAAGAUUUUGUUAUGGUAUGGUUUCGUUUCGUUAAUCUGAAAAAAAUCAGGAUGGCAGUUAAUUUGAUUACUCUUAAGUUAAAACAUUUUCAUGGGUUGGAUUAUCAUUGCAUGAGAAGUAAAAGUAAAACCACUCUGUUUCCUGUUUUCUUCAUGUAUGGAUGUGUAGGAAAUAAAACACCUUAUGAUCUGUGCGUGUCCCAUAUGCCCACACACAUCAUAUACAUGUACAUACAUACAUUUAGAACUGGCUUUGAUUUCUUGAGGGCACUUAAGAGAUCAACUUCACAUUGCAAAUUCAAGUAGUUUCUUUUUUAAGGGAUGGAAGAUAAUUGGGACAAUUACAGAAGUCUCCCUGUAUUCCAUCAAAGUGACUGGUGUAGUCCGAGGCCCUUAUCAGCUGUGGGGGAGAAUGUUUGGUUCAUAGGCAGCAGUAUUCCAACCUGGUGGUGGAUGGCAGAGCAUUCUUCUCAUUUUAAUACACUGCUGGUCUGGAUUUCAGGUUGUUGUCCUCACUUCUAGGACCUUUUUGGGAGAAAGAAAAAUUUUAUACCUCACCCCUCAAGUAAUUGUUCUAAGCCUCUUCUGAAAAUGGCCCACAGAACCUGCUCCUGUGAUUUAGCAAGCUGUAUGCUAGCAUCUUUCAUAAGAUCUCGGGCUGGGAAGAAUAUUAUAAAAAUGUUCUAACUCUCGUCAUAAAGCCUAGAAAACUGAAAGUCAGGCACAGAGGUGAAGUGACUGAUUUUUUGUAAACCACAUUCCCCAUUUUUCUUUUACCCUCCUAUCCUCCUUUCCUUUUCUCUUAUGGAGAGAGGGCUCCAGGAAGGAAGGAAAGUUCCUCUCCAGGUGAGGAAGAUGCUGAUCUCUUCGCUCCCUUUGUCUCCGUGGAGAAAAAUUUCUCCUGGUUGUCAAAGAGGCAGGACUGGCAUCAGUUCCAUGAGCUACGAAGUCUAGAAUUUGGGAGGGGUGACAAUAGGAAUAUUUGCUUUUCAUCCAUCAUGAUCAUCACGCUUCCCUUCUUCCACUCUUACAUUUUUAUUUCCCAAAGGGGGCUGCAGUACUGGUGGCGAAAAGCAGUCAUUCUAGAACUCACUAGCUUGGUCAGGAAACACUGGGCAUGCUACUCCGUGGGAAUCCCAGAGCAAUUUGUGGAGAAGUCGUCCUGUGCCCAGUCCCUGGGUGAGCUGACCAGCCUGGAUGCUCAUGGGGAGUUUGGUGGAGGCAGUGGCAGCAGCCCGUCCUCCUCCUCUCUGUGCACUGAGCCACUGAUCCCCACCACACCCAUCAUCCCCAGUGAGGAAAUGGCCAAAAUUGCCUGCAGCCUGGAGACCAAGGAGCUUUGGGACAAAUUCCAUGAGCUGGGCACCGAGAUGAUCAUCACCAAGUCGGGCAGGAGGAUGUUUCCAACCAUCCGGGUGUCCUUUUCGGGGGUGGAUCCUGAGGCCAAGUACAUAGUCCUGAUGGACAUCGUCCCUGUGGACAACAAGAGGUACCGCUACGCCUACCACCGGUCCUCCUGGCUGGUGGCUGGCAAGGCCGACCCGCCGUUGCCAGCCAGGCUUUAUGUGCAUCCAGAUUCUCCUUUUACCGGUGAGCAACUACUCAAACAGAUGGUGUCUUUUGAAAAGGUGAAACUCACCAACAAUGAACUGGAUCAACAUGGCCAUAUAAUUUUGAACUCAAUGCAUAAGUACCAGCCAAGGGUGCACAUCAUUAAGAAGAAAGACCACACAGCCUCAUUGCUCAACCUGAAGUCUGAAGAAUUUAGAACUUUCAUCUUUCCAGAAACAGUUUUUACGGCAGUCACUGCCUACCAGAAUCAACUGAUAACAAAGCUGAAAAUAGAUAGCAAUCCUUUUGCCAAAGGAUUCCGGGAUUCCUCCAGGCUCACUGACAUUGAGAGGGAAAGUGUGGAGAGCCUGAUUCAAAAGCAUUCCUAUGCACGCUCACCCAUCCGUACCUACGGAGGAGAAGAAGAUGUCUUGGGGGAUGAGAGUCAGACAACCCCAAAUCGAGGGUCAGCCUUUACAACAUCUGAUAAUUUGUCUCUCAGCUCCUGGGUAUCAUCUUCUUCCAGUUUUCCUGGGUUUCAGCACCCACAGUCCCUGACUGCUCUUGGCACCAGCACAGCAUCCAUAGCAACACCCAUUCCUCACCCCAUCCAGGGUUCUCUGCCGCCAUAUAGCCGACUGGGAAUGCCUCUGACCCCAUCGGCCAUUGCCAGCUCCAUGCAAGGGAGUGGCCCCACAUUCCCUUCAUUCCACAUGCCGCGAUACCAUCACUAUUUUCAGCAGGGGCCCUAUGCUGCCAUUCAAGGACUACGCCAUUCCUCUGCUGUGAUGACGCCAUUUGUAUGACUCUUCUAAAAAUGGGAGAAUCCAGAUCCAGAAUGUGCAAGUGGGUAUGGAAAUAUAGGACAGGGCUGGGUGGGUGGGAUGUGGGGUAUUGGAGCAGGGGUUUUCCAGGAGACACAGGACCUAUCAAAGAGGAGAGCCGGACUCACAAUAAAACCUACCACUGAGGGAAUGCACCACGGACCAGGAUUCAUCUGAGGGACAGCUCUUGGGUUCAGGAGAGAAUCCAUGUAAAGUUCUCAGCCAGCCUGAAAGUUUACUAAUACAAGGCUGAUGAAUCUUAAAGUGCAUUAUUCCUCAUUGUUAAAAUGCUGUGUUGAUGCAGUAAUGUAUAAAAUCAUUGUGUGUAGGGUUUCUUCCUGCUUUUCACAGGAUAAAAGAAUCUUCAAAGAGGCCAUACUAUAUAGCAUACUGACCAUAAUGACUAACUGAAGUCAAUUUAUCCCUGUAGAAAAUGGGAGCCAGUAGAGAAAUAUUUGUAGUGCUGUAGCAUAAGCAUGUUUAGUUUUCUUUUGUGUUAGUCUGCUGGGGAAGGAGCUGAGAUAAUGCUAAUACAUCCUGUUUUGUGGAUGAAUACAUGGUAAUGACCUCACAAAAUUCUGUUUGUAAUAUUGAAGGGCCAGUAACCAAGCUCAGUUUUCACAGUCUUCUUUCUUCCUAGUUCUCUUUAUUGCAAAUACUUGCCAGAGUUAGGGUUGGGGCUAGAGUUAUGGAGGAAAAAUCUUCCAUAUACAGUUUUGAAGCAAGAGCCUCUUAUAUUACAUGGUAAAACUGAAGUUUGAUUUUUCUGGGCUGCAUUCUAAACACACUACCGACUAAUUCACUGAGGAACACUCCAAAGCCUAGGCAUGAUGUUAUGUGAGGCUCGCUUUCACUUACAGCUGCAACAGAAGGAUGGUUGUUCUAUUCCAGAAGGAUUUCUCUGCCGUUGGUGCCAGAGAUCCCUUCAUUUUCACUUCAGUUUUGGAAGACCUUGUGGAUGUUAAAAUGCAUCUGGACAAAUUCUCAUUUUUAGUAAAUCUGCUUUGUUGUUGCUGCCGCUGAUUGACAAGGAUUUGAGAAUGACCAUUCUAAAUGCCAGGAUAGCCAUGAUUUAACUUAUGUUCCUGCGUGGAAAUGUGUCCAUACAUCUAAUUUAGCCUUUUUCCUUACUGUGUUACAUGUAGUGACUCCUUUACCAUUUUGCUAGGUCUGUAAUCUUAAAUUGCUUGAUAACGUAAUGGCUCCAUAACUGAAAUGUUGGCAAUUCUUAUAAGUAAUCUAAAGCAUUCUUCCACUUUAUUUUCAACUUUUGCUAUCUUCUUAAGCCUUCCUUUAAUGUUUAUAAUAGUAACAAAUAUUUUAGUUAUAUAUGACCUGUAUAUUGUUUUUGAACAGCAUAUAUAUAUAUAUAAGCAUUUACAGUCAGGGUAACACAUUUGGCAUUUUGCAACAAUUUAUUUCCCUAAUAACAUAGAUUUAAUGAAAUUAAUAGUUUUUCAACUUUAGAUUUAAUGCACUUCAACUACAGGAUGCAACCUGUCGUCUUAGAAAAUUUCUCCAAAACUCUAAUUUAAUUUUUGUAUGUCAUAUUCAUUCUACUCUUCUUGCUACAAAAGUAUUGAAUCUGUUAAAAGGGAUGGGAAAUAUUUCUACUGACAGUAGAAGUGUAUUUGGGGGGAAAUGCAAUAUACUUAUCACAUCAGACUCCCAUGGGAUUUUAUUUGGUGGUUUUAAUGUUAGCCUUUUUCAUAUCACAUGCCUUUCUGGGCACUUCCAGCUUGUGAAACAAGGCAUCAUGGCACAGCCUGUCUAGGUGAUGCUGUUGUUGGAUUUUGCACUUGCUAUUCUCCACUGUACUCCAAAGUUUACUUACAGAAAAGCAUGGGCUGCGUUAACAAAGCAUCUCACAAUCCUACAGCAAACACUGUGGGCCAAUUUUUAACUUGUUGCAUGUUAUGCUGUAGUAUCCACAGGUAGUUUGUUUUCAAACAAAGUACAGGUGUGCAUUUCUUUAAAAAAGCAGUUAUGAGUAAUGUUUAAACUAUCCAUAGAGCUAGGAUAGGGGUUUACUAUUUAAUAGCUGGCCUGUUGCCAGUGCUCCUUUGAAUAUAGAGUACUGCUGCUUAAAGCAGGAAUAACAAAAGAUGCUGUUUUACAUAAUGCUACUCAAUACCCUGAUAAAUUACUGGUCUACUAAGGUGAAUCUGUAUCUGAAUUUUAUUUUCAAAGAGGAUGAAAAGAUUGUUUUAGUACAUACUGUUUUGACAUUUCUACCAAUCUGUGUGUCUCAAAGAGAUUUGUGUGUUUUUGUUGAAUAUGGUUUUACCUAGUAUUUCCUGACUUCAUAAUUUUAUUUUGUAAUUAAGCAAUAUAAGACUAUAAAUAAGAGUGCUUAGAGAAAACAAAGACUAGUCAGACCUAAAAUUCUAAAUUGGGUAUAUAUUUUUAAGUAUUAUUCGAACCAGAGAAAAGAAGCACAAGUGAAAUAGAGCUUAACCUCAUCAGAGUCACUUGAGCCAUGGAAACCAAGGGGUAGAAAUUUCCCCUCCCUGGGCCUUUCUGACGUAUCCUGGUCAUUGAUUCUUAUUAAACCCUUGGGAGUUUAGUAUUUAAAAUUCCAAAGCCCAUUCUGGCAAAAGUAAUUUCAAGAACUACCUAUUUAAUGGGAAAGCCAAUUGAAUAAUAAAGGCCAUGAAUUAUAAUAUAUUUAGAAUAUAUUCAGGGUUCCUCCCACGCCUCCCCCCGCCCCCCGAGUAUAUUAUAGUGUCAAAAAGCAUGGCUAAUGGGAAGUGCUGCUAAAAAGAGGUCCUGCCAGACCUGCUUUAUCUAAUCCUGAGGAAUUAAUUCAGAACUGAAUAGGUUUUGCAGUUGUGGUUUGUUUUUAAAAUAUCAAUGAUUCUGAGUAGAUUCAAGGUCUUUUUUUUGUUUUGUUUUGUUUUGUUUUUGAGACGGAGUCUCACUCUGUUGCUAGGCUAGAGUGCAGUGGCAUGAUCUCGGCUCACUGUAACCUCCAUCUCCUGGGUUCAAGCAAUUCUCCUGCCUCAGCCCCCUGAGUAGCUAGGAUUACAGGUGUGCGCUACCAUGCCCAGCUAAUUUUUGUAUUUUUAGUAGAGACAGGAUUUUACCAUGUUGGCCAGGAUGGUCUCGAUCUCUUAACCUUCUGAUCCACCCACCUCGGCCUCCCAAAGUGCUGGGAUUACAGGCAUGAGCCACCGCACCCGGCCUCAAUUUUUUUUUUUUUUACUAACUUAGUCUUCUCCUCUCCUCUGUCUACCCUGAGCAAUAUAUAGGUAAACAUAUCCAGCUUGUCUAACACAUCACAGAUUAUUAGUUAACAAGGUGUAGAUUAAUGAGCUUAUAUUGUAUUGCUGGACCUUUUGAGUUAAUAACAAUGGUAACUUGUCCAGAAGGCCUAUCAUCAUUCCUAGUAGGUGGGCACAGAGUAAGAGAUAUUAAGAAGCUUCCUCAUGAGUCGUCAUCUAGCGAAGGCCCUGUGUAGGGCUAUAUUACAGGAGUUACAUUGACUUCUGGGGCAUUCGAAGGUCUCCCCCCUUAUCCAUAUCUCUGUCAUUUUGCCUCUCCAGCCACAACACACUUUCCUCUCCAACUGCUCCCUCCCCACCAAAAAAGAAAACCCUCUAAAAGGCAAAGGAAUAAAUAUUCUUAGAAGUAAAGUAUCUUCAUCCCAUACUGCCUUUUUCAAAGAGGUGUUAGGAUAUUUAUCCUAUUUCUGUAUUUCACAGUAGCUUUUCAGGCUGUCCUGCUUAUAUAUAAGCUGAUUUAUAUUGAGAAAAAUCACUUUUGAAUAAAGAGGAUGAAAUGACUUUACACCCCAUUAAAUACUCAGUCAAGCUUAGCCAUGACUCAGUAACUAAAAAGUUCAAAAAAUCCAGUUAUGUAAUGUGCAGAGUAACAAAUUGCAAGAAAAACAACUUAAUCUUCCAGUGACUAAGUAAGAAAAACUGUUGUCACUAUUAAACAUGUAGGAAAUUGAUAAUUAUUACAAACAAAGCAAUACUCUACCCUAAAUCUAGACAAAUCACUGGACAGAUGAUAAGAUUUUCAGCUUUCUCCUUUAAAGAGCUGUGCCUGGCUGGAUGAUGGGUUUUAUACACGUUUUUAUGUUAUUUUAGAAUGUACAGAUUUUUUUGUAAACAUGCAAAGGGAAGGUUACAAACUCCUUAAACUUUAAAAAACCAUCAAAUCCUUUGUUUGCUACUUAUAUUCUAUGCCAAUUAUAAUAUUCCAAGACUUACCUUUCUUCAGAAUGCUUACAUAUGGAAAGGUUUAUUUAUAAAUAUUUGAUAGGUAAAUAUUCCAUAUGUAUUUUCUAGCCCUUCUUUCUCUGUCCCUCCCUCAAAUAACUUCAUUACCCUCUCCUUUUUAAACAAAAUAUCUUGAUAAUAAGAAAACAAAAUCAUUUUUUUGUGAAAUAAUACAUAUGGACAAAAAAUACAAGUUGUAUUUUACUUCUGGUUCAUUAAAAUAUUGUGUUUAGUUGGAUUUUUUCCUCCUUUAUUUUCAGAAACAUAAAAGAAAUUGUUUUAUUUCCUAAAGGAUAAAAUUGGAUAUAGCCUCUUUAGUAGACACUAUCACAGUUCUGUUGUUUGCUGUGUUCAUUUGCUUAAUGAAUUGCGUGAGAACAGUCACUGUAAUGAAAUAUGUGUGCUGGGGGUGGGGGGAAGGGCAUGGGAAAUGUUUUAUGAAAAAAAGUUAUAAGCCUAAUACUAUGAAGUAACAUCUAAUGCAGUUCUUUUUAAGUGCAAUAUAUUUAUUUCUGCUAGAAAUAUAUUAUCAACCUUAUGUAAUAUUUGAAGCAUUACAUAUUAUUUGUAAACAGCUUAAAAUUAUAUAUUACCCCAAUUGUACAUAAGUACAAAUGUGUGGAUAUUAGUUUCUUUCAUUAAAAAUGGUGUUUUUUUAAAAAUACAUUUGCACCC